This is a messenger RNA of Vitis riparia (riverbank grape), 853 nucleotides long. Its product is annotated as UPF0587 protein CG4646-like. The coding region runs from base 213 to 707 and encodes 164 amino acids. Lineage: Eukaryota; Viridiplantae; Streptophyta; Magnoliopsida; Vitales; Vitaceae. The record is from RefSeq and is a predicted model, not a curated record. The transcript has 4 exons. Gene Ontology annotation, molecular function: zinc ion binding.
UUUCACGAACCCUAAAUUCACGAUUUUUGAGCCAGGCUGAAAAACACAACCUUUGCCUGCAAAUCAUGAUCAGAUUGUGUAUCCUGUGCGCGGGCUAAACAAAAGCUGCAUGAGAAACCCUCUCAUUUUGCCCUCCUCUCCUCCUAUAAAUAGAGGAGGGAGAGUAACCUCAAUAUUCCACCCAACUACAAUUCAGAAAUUAAAGAAGAAAAAUGCCGAGGGUUGUGCUUCUUGCAUCAGCUCGUUUGCAUAACGUUGCCCUUCUCCAGCCCGAGGGUGGGAGCGAUGAUGAAGAAAUGAACUAUUUCUUUAGGCUGAAAUGUGAACAAUGUGGAUGGAUUUCUGAGAAUGAAGUAUGUGUUAACAUGGCCGUUCAAGAACAUGCCCCCGGGAGCAGCAGGAGAAACAGCCGUGUGAACUUAUCUCUGAAGUGUGAAGGGUGCGAAAGGCAGGGGACAAUAACACUAGUCCCCGGAUAUGGACGCCCGUUGAGGGUAGAUGAUUGUACAAAUGUGCCACUGAUGGUUUUUGAUUGCAACGGAAUUUUCCCGGUGUACUACUCCUUCAACGGCGGAUGGUCGGCCGUUACGAAUUCUGGCAGCAGUAUUAACCUCAAUCUUGUUGGGGGAGAUUACAAUGCUGUCGUUGAUGGAGAGUGCAUUGAAAUCAAGGAGCUGGAAACCAAGUUUGAACCCUAUAACGGGUGACAGUAUGCUUAGUUUUUUGUUUAGGCGUUUCCGUUGGUUCAGGUUGUUUUUGUUUCUCCUUUUAUGUUUUUCUUUCUGUUUACUUCCCAUUUCGGCUCCAUUUGUAAUCCCUUCAGCAUCAUCAAUAUCAAAAGUUUGGUUUCUUA